AAUUAAGUUUCGCAAAGGGAAAUUACCGAAUUGUAUUGGAAUUGUUCGAAGGGCCGCCAGUCACUCACCUGGGCUUCAAAAGAUAGAUUGGAGUUUUGUGUAAAAAAUGACAAAAAAAAAAAGGACGUCCGUUUCGAUGGAAAGAGUGUAUAAAUUCGCCGAAAAUGCGAAUCUGAAUGAUCAUUAAUUACGUUCCCUCCCACCCCCUGUCUCCCGUUUUUCGGGAUUCCUUCUUUUCGCUCCUCAGUCUAUUGCGCCACAUUUGGCCGGCGACACAUCACUGCGAUACUCUGAUCUUAUUUUCAUCGAUAUGCGCUCCCUCUUUGUCCUCGUGAUCCUUUCACACGAAUUAUUUCGAUGUCUGGGUAUCUCUACCUGUGCUUCUGAAUAUUAUGGAGUUGCGAAAUUAAUGAUCAGCCUGAUUUGCAUUUUCUGCGUCACUGCAGCAUUUUUAUUUAUUCUUUCCUUGCACCAUCGAAACGGAUGGCUUCGACGAUUUUUCGUGUCAUUUUUUAAACACGGCUCCGAUCUGCUUUUUGGAGCACAGUUUAGCAGUGCCUCUAUGGUCGGUGCUGCAAUUUGGGAAUAUGAGCGUAUCAGAAGCCAGACGUACAAGAUAAUCCAACGUUACAGACAGUUUCGAAUUAAUCGAACAGGAUGGAGGGGCGAAAUAGAGACAUGGUGGAGAAACUUGACAGAGGGACAGAAGAUGUUCGUGCCUAUAUGUUUUAUAAACGUAGUGACAUUCUUAGCUUGGCGAGUGCCAGCUUUCCAGAAAACGAUGGUGCGCUAUUUUUGCGCUAAUCCUGCCAAUGCGACGUGCUGGCCGAUGCUGCUUUCCACUUUUUCACAUUAUUCCAUAUUCCAUUUGGCUGCAAAUAUGUACGUGUUACAUAGCUUCAGCACGAUAGCUGUGACAACGUUAGGAAAGGAGCAAUUUUUAGCUCUGUAUUUAUCGAGUGGAGUAAUAGCCAGUUUUGCUAGUCAUGCGUACAAAAUUAUGUUUGGUGUGCCUGGUCUUUCUUUAGGAGCGUCAGGGGCAAUUAUGGGUGUUCUUGGAUUUAUCUGUACACAAUAUCCUGACAUACGACUCAGUAUCAUUUUUCUUCCUAUGUUUACCUUUACAGCUGGUAUGGCAAUCAAAGGAAUAAUGGCUAUGGAUGUUGUUGGUUGCACCUUAGGAUGGAAGUAUUUUGAUCAUGCUGCGCAUUUAGGUGGUGCACUAUUUGGAAUAUUUUGGCAAAUUUGGGGCAAUGCUAAUAUCUGGCAAAAACGGGAACCACUUCUGACCUUGUGGCAUAGGUUCCGAGAAUAUAGUAGAUCACAAUGAUAUUUUUCUUAUUCUAAAUUUUUGUUUACGCAAUAUUCCUAAAUUGUAAAGUUUCUAUUAUCUCGAAAAACAAAUUUAUAUAUGCAUUAUAUAUUUUUAUUAUCUAUACACCGUUUUUACAUAAUGAAAUAUAACUUUAUCACUUCUCCAAAAAGAAAAACAAUAAACAUAGACAUUAAAAUAAUAAUUCAUGUAAAAAUUUUUAUAGAAAAAUGCGAGUCUUUGGAGAAGAUUUAGUAUCAUUUAAUUCAUAAUUGUAAAUCUCUUGUCAAAAAUAUAAUAUAGAUUGCAAUAUUUCAAAAAUCCAAUGCCUUUAACAAUAUUGAACAUACUUAACUUUUAAGAUAUUUUAUAUGAUGCUUGAAGUGAUCCUCGAUAAAUGUAGCUAUAAAGUAAUAGCUAUGAUCAUAACCAUCCUGAAAUCUGAGAGCGAGUGCAAUCCCGUUAUCCUUGGCAGCAUUUAAUAAAUUUUCUGGUAAUAAUU
Molecule: messenger RNA, 1814 nt
Organism: Camponotus floridanus (Florida carpenter ant)
Lineage: Eukaryota; Metazoa; Arthropoda; Insecta; Hymenoptera; Formicidae
Gene: rho-7
Product: presenilins-associated rhomboid-like protein, mitochondrial
Exons: 8
Coding region: 311-1330 (339 amino acids)
Cellular component (GO): membrane
Molecular function (GO): serine-type endopeptidase activity
Source: RefSeq, a predicted model, not a curated record